AUGCCUCCUAAACAGCAAUCGAAGGCGGAUUUAGCGAAGAAGCAGAAGGUAGUCGAGGACAAAACAUUCGGGUUGAAGAACAAGAACAAGUCAAAAAAUGUUCAGAAAUACGUGCAGUCCCUCAAGCAGUCCGUUCAGCCCAAGCCCGACCCGAGCAAACUCAAUGCCCAGAAGAAGAAAGAGGAGGAGAAGACCAGGGAGAAGGAGCUGCAGGAGUUGUUUAAGGUUGCUGUUAAACAACCUAAAGUUCCUGUCGGUGUUGAUCCAAAGUCAAUUGUGUGUGAGCAUUUUAAGGUCGGGCAAUGUGCGAAAGGGUUUAAGUGCAAAUUUUCUCAUGACUUGAACGUGCAGAGGAAAGGAGAGAAGAUAGAUAUCUACAGUGAUAAACGUGAUCAAGAACAAGAACCUAUGGAGGAGUGGGAUCAAGAGACAUUGGAGAAAGUUGUUGCGUCCAAGAGCAACGAGUACAACAAGAACAAGCCUACUGAUAUAGUGUGUAAAUACUUUCUGGAAGCAGUUGAGAAGAAGCAGUACGGUUGGUUCUGGGUCUGCCCGAAUGGUGGUAAAGAAUGUCACUACAGACAUGCUCUUCCCCCUGGAUAUGUUCUAAAGUCCCAGAUGAAAGCUCUUUUAGAGGAGGAAAGUGAGAAGAUAUCCAUCGAGGAGGAGAUAGAGAACCAGCGUGCAAAAGUAACAACUACAACGCCUAUGACUCCUGAGUUAUUUAUGCAAUGGAGGAAGAAAAAGAUGGAGGAGAGGGAAGCUGGCCUGGCUGCACAGAGGGCUGAGAGAGCAAAGAAUGACCGUAUGAGUGGUCGUGAGCUGUUUCUAUCAGAUGCCAGCUUGUUUGUUGAUGAUGCUGAAGCUUACGAUAAAUAUCAGAGAGAAGAAGAACCAGAUGCUGAUCAAAAGGUCAAUAAAGAUCCCUCUCUUGAUCGACUGAGUUCUUCUACAUCAACCAUACAUGAUAAUGAAGGCAAUCCCAAUCAUGAUGAUGAAGAUGAUGACGAUGAUCUUGACAUUGACGAGUUGAACGAGCUAGAAGCCAGCCUGUCAAGAACAACACUGCAAAUCAAGGAGCCAGGUGGCAACGUGCGCCGGUGCAAAUUCUUGUCCGGAGUCCCGUCCGGCGGACAUCUGAUUCUCGGAUCUACAGGUAACACAAGUGUAUAUCACCGUUUUUUCUUUCCAGGAAGGAACAUUUGA
Striga hermonthica is the source of this 1206-nucleotide messenger RNA. Lineage: Eukaryota; Viridiplantae; Streptophyta; Magnoliopsida; Lamiales; Orobanchaceae. The record is from the annotation of a GenBank genome assembly.